Messenger RNA from Penicillium griseofulvum, 627 nucleotides. RefSeq lists its product as uncharacterized. The transcript has 2 exons. Bases 1 to 627 code for a protein of 208 amino acids. The record is from RefSeq and is a predicted model, not a curated record. NCBI's taxonomy places the organism in Eukaryota, Fungi, Ascomycota, Eurotiomycetes, Eurotiales, Aspergillaceae.
AUGGUCCACACCUUCUAUGACGGAACCAUCGUGGUGGCCGAACAAAUCCUAGUCUCCCUGUCCCACUUUCUCCAACAAGCCGAGAAACGCCCCAAUGCUACCGAUCUGCUCAAUGCACGUCUCUCUGAGGAUAUGUAUCCAGUGACCGACCAAGUGCGCAUCGCAACCCAAUUCUCUGAAAACCUGGUCGCCCGACUGACCGGCCGGGAGCCGGUAACCACUGAAGGCAAACCCACCACAUAUGCUGAAUGCUACGAGCGGAUUGAGAAGGUGCAAAAAGCGCUCAAAGAGGCCGACAGGGAUGUUGUCAACCAGCACGCUGAUAAGCUUAAGCCCACCCAAUUGGGCCCGGACCGGGUGGCGGAACUUAGCGGUGCUAUCUAUGCCCACACCAUUCUCUUGCCGAAUAUUUACUUCCAUCUCGUGACCACGUAUGGAAUUUUCCGGAAGGAGGGAGUGCCGCUGGUCUCGCGACACACAGAUGAUGGCUUGAAGCCGAUUGGUACUGUAUCGCUUAUGAGGGGGAUUCCGCCAGAUUCGGGUUAUCUUGCCCCGGAUAUCGGGUUUGCUGUGUUACCCGAAGAAGGGCGGAAGGGGUAUGCGACCGAGGCGGCAAAGGGAAUUUAA